This is a messenger RNA of Triticum urartu, 1189 nucleotides long. RefSeq names its product MADS-box transcription factor 2. Gene Ontology annotation, biological process: positive regulation of transcription by RNA polymerase II. Gene Ontology annotation, cellular component: nucleus. Gene Ontology annotation, molecular function: protein dimerization activity; DNA-binding transcription factor activity; RNA polymerase II transcription regulatory region sequence-specific DNA binding. The record is from RefSeq and is a predicted model, not a curated record. NCBI's taxonomy places the organism in Eukaryota, Viridiplantae, Streptophyta, Magnoliopsida, Poales, Poaceae.
CACCCCGAAAGCCCCCCCAUCACCAUUCCUCUUCCUCCCAUGGCGGCCUCCUUUACUCCUCCUCCACCUUCCCCACCUCACCUCCGCCCCCACCACCGCCAUUCCCCAAUCGCACCACGCACGCACCGGCCCCCAGAGCACCAGAGGAAACGAGCCCUUCCUGGCGCCGCCGGAGGACGAAGGAGGAGGAGGGAUGGGGCGCGGGAAGAUCGAGAUCAAGAGGAUCGAGAACCAGAGCAACCGCCAGGUGACCUUCUCCAAGCGCAAGAACGGGAUCCUCAAGAAGGCCAAGGAGAUCAGCGUGCUCUGCGACGCCGAGGUCGGCGUCGUCGUCUUCUCCAGCGCCGGCAAGCUCUACGACUUCUGCUCCCCCAAGACCUCGCUAUCAAGAAUCUUGGAGAAGUACCAGACCAACUCCGGGAAGAUACUGUGGGAUGAGAAACACAAGAGCCUCAGUGCGGAGAUUGAUCGAAUCAAGAAAGAGAAUGAUAACAUGCAGAUCGAGCUCAGACACUUGAAAGGCGAAGAUCUGAACUCGCUGCAGCCCAAAGAGCUGAUCAUGAUUGAGGAAGCACUUGAUAAUGGGCUGACAAGUCUGCAUGAGAAACAGAUGGAGCAUUAUGACAGGCUCAUGAAACAUGGUAAGAUGCUGGAAGAUGAGAACAAGCUGCUGGCCUUUAAAGUGCACCAGCAUGAUAUCGCCUUGAGCGGGAGCAUGAGGGAUCUUGAGCUUGGGUACCAUCCAGACAGGGACUUUGCAGCCCAGAUGCCGAUCACCUUCCGCGUGCAGCCUAGCCACCCCAAUCUGCAGGAGGACAGCUAGGCCGCCGACUCUCCGCGCCACUCCAUCAAAUGUAUCCCCCACUGGCUUGUAUGUCCAUCCUGCAUUUUGCCAGUUGUAUCCUUCAUUUGUUAUCUGUUUGGAUGAACAAUUGAACAUGUUAUACAUAGUAGCUUGAUGGUGUGCCAAUACGGUCAGGCUCUAGAAGUCGCGCGGCUGCCGCCUGCCGCCUGCCGGUCUGCCCUAUUGUAAGUUUGCACCACCAUUGGAGCUGAAAUAUCAGUAGACUGGUAUUGUAUCUGCAUGUUGUUUCCCUGAUCACCGCAGUUGCCGGACGGUGAAUAGUUUGUAAUGACAGCAAAAAACAGUGUGGAAAAUCUUGAUUUGAUGUGAACUUUAUUUCAUUCA